AGGGAGGAGGGAGGUUCGGGCUCCCGCGCGAGACGAGGAUCGCACGGCCGCGCGAGGGGCGACAGGGCCCGGGCCGCUGCGCGCCGAGGGCGGAGGCCGAGCCGGGCCCCGGCGCCCCGCGGCUGUCCGUGCCCGCCUGCGCCGAGCGCUGGAGGAUGAGUUUCUCGGGAUCCCGCAGAUUUAUGAAAAUAUGCAUCGGUUUGAUACUGUCUUGGAAUUCAUGAGAUGGAAGCAUAGGUCAAAGCUAUUUGGAGAAACUUGGAACUACAGUUUUAUCUAGCCACAUCCUUGAGGAAUCUGAAGAAGCCCCAGGUGAAAGUCAUUGUCAAGUGAUUUCUUUCUUCUAUAAGGAAAUCUCAUUCAGUGAAGCCAUUUAAAUUAGUGAAAUAGCACGACCAGUAAUUCAAAGUGGCAGUGUACAGGAUACUUGGACAUUGAACAAUGACUCAGCUAUAUACUUACAUCAGAUUAUUGGGAGCCUGUCUGUUCAUCAUUUCUCGUGUUCAAGGGCAGAAUCUAGACAGUAUGCUCCAUGGCACUGGCAUGAAAUCAGACUUGGACCAGAAGAAGCCAGAAAAUGGAGUGACUUUAGCCCCAGAAGAUACCUUACCUUUCUUAAAGUGCUAUUGCUCAGGACACUGUCCAGAUGAUGCUAUUAAUAACACAUGCAUAACUAAUGGGCAUUGCUUUGCCAUUAUAGAAGAAGAUGAUCAGGGGGAAACCACAUUAGCUUCUGGGUGUAUGAAGUAUGAAGGCUCUGAUUUUCAAUGCAAGGAUUCACCAAAAGCCCAGCUACGCCGGACAAUAGAAUGUUGUCGGACCAAUUUGUGCAACCAGUAUUUGCAGCCUACACUGCCCCCUGUGGUUAUAGGUCCAUUUUUUGAUGGCAGCAUUCGAUGGCUGGUUGUGCUCAUUUCCAUGGCUGUCUGUAUAAUUGCUAUGAUCAUCUUCUCCAGCUGCUUUUGUUACAAACAUUACUGUAAGAGCAUCUCAAGCAGAGGUCGUUACAACCGUGAUUUGGAACAGGAUGAAGCAUUUAUUCCAGUAGGAGAAUCUUUAAAAGACCUGAUUGACCAGUCACAAAGCUCUGGUAGUGGAUCUGGACUACCUUUAUUGGUUCAGCGAACUAUUGCCAAACAGAUUCAGAUGGUUCGACAGGUUGGUAAAGGCCGUUAUGGAGAAGUGUGGAUGGGUAAAUGGCGUGGCGAAAAAGUGGCGGUCAAAGUGUUUUUCACCACAGAAGAAGCUAGUUGGUUUAGAGAAACAGAAAUCUACCAGACGGUGUUGAUGCGUCAUGAAAAUAUACUUGGUUUUAUAGCUGCAGACAUUAAAGGCACUGGCUCUUGGACUCAGCUGUAUUUGAUUACUGAUUACCAUGAAAAUGGAUCUCUCUAUGACUUCCUGAAAUGUGCCACACUGGACACCAGAGCCCUACUCAAAUUAGCUUAUUCUGCUGCCUGUGGUCUGUGCCACCUCCACACAGAAAUUUAUGGCACCCAAGGAAAGCCUGCCAUCGCACAUCGAGACCUGAAGAGCAAAAACAUUCUUAUUAAGAAAAAUGGGAGUUGCUGUAUUGCUGACCUGGGCCUGGCUGUUAAAUUCAACAGUGAUACGAAUGAAGUUGACAUACCCUUGAAUACCAGGGUGGGCACCAAGCGCUACAUGGCUCCUGAAGUGCUGGAUGAAAGCCUGAAUAAAAACCACUUCCAGCCCUACAUUAUGGCUGACAUCUAUAGCUUUGGCUUAAUCAUUUGGGAAAUGGCUCGUCGUUGCAUUACAGGAGGAAUAGUGGAGGAAUAUCAAUUACCAUAUUACAACAUGGUGCCUAGUGACCCAUCCUAUGAAGAUAUGCGUGAGGUUGUGUGUGUCAAACGCUUGCGGCCAAUUGUGUCUAACCGCUGGAACAGUGACGAAUGUCUUCGGGCAGUUUUGAAGCUAAUGUCGGAAUGCUGGGCCCAUAAUCCAGCCUCCAGACUCACAGCUUUGAGAAUCAAGAAGACACUUGCAAAAAUGGUUGAAUCCCAGGAUGUAAAGAUUUGACAGUUAAACAGUUGUGAGGGAGAAUAUAGACCGCAAGAACUUCACCCAAGAAAAUGGGUGAUUAGCAUGGAAAAUAGGAUGUUGGCUUGAUUUUUCAGACUCUUUCCUGCCACAUCUUCACAGGCUGCUAACAGUGACCUUUUCAGUACUCUGCAGAAUACAAGACUGGGACGCCAAACACCAUUCUUUUUACAUAUGGACGGGACAGCUUUGUUUUAAAUGUGGUUUUGAUGCCCUGUUUUUUGAUUUUGUUUUUAUGAACUGCAUCAAGACUCUAAUCCUGUAAGAAGCCUCUGGUCUAACUCUGGGUACUCAGUGUCCUGUCCAUAAAAUGAUGCUUUCUAUGAAAGCCUUAAGAGAACUAAUGAGUUCAGCAGAGAUGGAGAGAGACAUUUGCCUUCUAUAAGAGGAAACAUCUGUUUGUUUGUCUUUGUAAAUGGCCUAUAGAUUGUGAUCUCUUUGGGAUACUGCCUGGUUCAUGAUGGUGCACCAUGCCUUUGAUAUGCACACCAGAACUCAUCUGCUGCCAUGGGCUUAGAAGAAAAGAAUGUAUGGUUGCUCAGGAAGGUUUUGUGGCCGGUGGUUUAAACAUGCAAUAUCUGGUCAACAUUCACCAAUAUCAUAAAAGUCAUCUACCUUGUAAGUGUAGUAACUCCUCCAUCAACUUUAUUUUUAACAAAAUAGUUGUAAAGGCCAAAUAAGUUUAAAGAGUCCAUAAAUUUGGACUGUUUUCCUUCUCUCACCAUUCUGGCUUCUUUUUUGGUAAUUAUUUUUUUAUGAAACACCUCCUGUCCAGAGUUGAAACUCACUGCUUUGAGCCAUACUUUGAAAGGAAAUGCCCCUUUCUGGAGUCAGCCUUACUGUGUCUGAUAAUGAUGUGUAUGUCUGUGAUCAAAUUCUGAAGUCUUUGCUCUCAGUGCCUCUUAAAAAGGGAAGUUGUUUGUCAUGUGUAAUGUGUUUUAUUUUCAAACCUACAUAACCAUCUUUAUAGCCAUAUUUUACAUACGUACAUACUUAACUCUAUGCAAAACAGCUUACAUGGAUCUUACAUCUGAUCCUUAAUGGGGGAGAAUGUUUUAAAGUAGAACUAUGUAUGAAUUUCAGAAUUCAUGCAUUUAAAAACUUCAGUGAAAAACUUCAUUAAGAUAUUGCCUCAUUAUUCUUUUACAAAGGAUGUCAGCUAAUGUAAAUUUGUCAGUAACUGGUAAAUGUAUUUUAGAUAUCUAAAAAUUUUGACAUUUGGUUUUAUAGUUUCUGGUCCCUAACUUGUGAAGACAGAGAUUCAGGCAGAAGUGCCCAGUAUCUGGUCACUGCCCAUAUUUACACUGAACAGCUAUUAUUAAAUAAAAUAAUCUGGUUUUUAUAGAGUCCUUGUUCUCUCAAAGAACAGUUCUGGUUCAAACUUACAUGCUGAUAUCCUACUACUUAAAUGUUUAUUCUGAGCAAACAAGCCAUGAGAGGAUCAAGUGACAUUGUCUCUUUGGAUGAAACAUAAAUUAAAGGUGAUUAUAUUACAACAUAGUCAGACAUUUUAAAUUAAAUAGGAGGCUGUCCAUCUACUCACUUACUAUAAUGCCUGCACAUCCUAUUUCACAAAUUUGAAACUUGUUUUGACUGUUUUGUUUAAUGAGUUUCAUCUAGUAUAACCAAAGUCUGAGAACACAUAGGACAUCUGAGUUACCUAAGCCAUUUUAACCUGGAUACAUUUUUGCCUGAAUAAACUAAAUCUUAAAAAGCAUUUAUCAUCUUGAUGAUAACCCUAAAAAAUGGCAUGCUUCAUUCUUAGACAUGCUUAACUGGUGUGUUAAGGCCACUGUAAUGAUUGUUUUCUAAUUAGCUUGAUCUAAGAAAAAGGGCUAUCAGGAAGUAAUGGUAAGAUAGGCAAUGAGUACUCCAGUUGCUGCCUUCCCAAACUACAUUUCAGUACACUCAUUAGAAAUAGUAACAUUCUUUAAAAGGCAAAUGCUUACUUACUUGGAAUCCUAAAAUCUAAAGUUGCUUAAACUUAUUUUUUUCCUCUCUCCCCUCUUACUUUAAAAUUUGAAAUUCUGUAAGUGAAAUAUUUAAAUACUAGCCCUUAGGGCCAAUGAGAAGGCUCAGUGGGUAAAGGCACUUGUUGCCAAGCCUGCCAGCUGCACUUUAAUCUCUGGGACACAUGUGAAAGGAGAGAACCAACUACCCCAUGAUUGUCCUCUGACAUCCACAUACUCCGUGGCACCCACCCCAGCACACUCAUCAUGCACUCCGCGUAUUCAAACACAAAUGUAAUAAAAACAAAAAUAAUAAUAAUAAUACAACCAACUGGUAAAAUAAAGUAUUGUUUAUUAAUUACUUGUAAAAAUCUGCAAACUCAUUUGGUCCCACUUUGAAUCUAGGGUUUAAAAAAUACAGCUAACAUUAGCCAUUCCUUUAAAUCAUUAAAAUAUAAAAACCAAACCCAAGCUACCUAAGUAAAUAUCAAAUGAUCCAGGAAGAUGCCAUGAGUGGUUUGUAUGAGUGGGAGUUGCUGGGGUACAGGGCAUGUUAAAAUUUCCCCAUCUUGAUUCUCCGGUGCUUCUCUUAUAAAAUUAGAACCGAUUUUCCUGGAAAUACUGUAACAAAAGAUACUUUAGUCAGCAUGAUGUUAUGUUAUUCAGAAAUGUUCCUAAUCCUAUAAAGUGACCGAGCUUUUAUCAGCUAUUGUCUUGAAAUGUGCUGGGUUUUAUUCAUUCACUCUAAUGAUAGUCAAUACUUUUUUCUUUAGAUGUUUUUCUUAUUUAGAAUAAAAAGACAGUAAUUUUCCAAGAACCAUUCAUCUCUGAUUUGGCCCAAGAUCAAUUUGGAUAUUGAGUAGUCUAUUCCAGGGCAGAUUUCCUUAGUGAAAACACUUGUCUUUCCAGAUGUGUAUUGUUUUGAAAUGUUUCCAGAUGUCUAAGAUGAUUUCAACAGAAGUGUAUUUAUUUCAUGUAGAAAGAAAGGUUAUGUAGCCCUUUUAAUAACAAAAACAGACUGAGUCAGAUGCUAAGCAGUGACAGUUUGCUCACCUUCUGACUGUGAGAGGGGUGGAGACUAGGCAAGCAGGACUUGUUCCUCUGGUGCAGUGUAUGAAUCCACAGGAAGGACUAUCCCAUAAGGAAAGCUUAUGAAUAUGGCUUUUGCAAAGAAUUAGACAUGAUACUGUAAUUUUAGGUUGUACUCUGCACUCUUUCAGUGGAAUUAUUUAAGCUCUUUAGUGACCUUUGUUCUUCCCACUUAAAAGCUAAAAUGUAGUAUAUAUUGUAUAAAAUGAAAAUAUUAUAGCUUAGGGAAACUGUACAUAAGGCAUUGACAGGUUAAAGGAAGCAUUUUUAUUAUGCAAUUGUAAAACACCUAAAAUAUGGAUUCAUCUUUGAUAUGUAACACUAAAUGUAUUUUGUACAGCAUCUGAUUUGAAAGGUGCCUUAUUAAGUUUACCAUUAAUUGCUUUGUUCUAUAUACAGAUUAUGUCCAAUGUAUCAUUUUUCAGUAAAUAACCUUAUUUUAGUAUAAUUCA
Messenger RNA from Phodopus roborovskii (desert hamster), 5551 nucleotides. RefSeq names its product bone morphogenetic protein receptor type 1A (gene Bmpr1a). The record is from RefSeq and is a predicted model, not a curated record. The coding region runs from base 442 to 2040 and encodes 532 amino acids. The transcript has 13 exons. Gene Ontology annotation, cellular component: plasma membrane; signaling receptor complex. Gene Ontology annotation, biological process: cellular response to growth factor stimulus; dorsal/ventral pattern formation; BMP signaling pathway. Gene Ontology annotation, molecular function: SMAD binding; transforming growth factor beta receptor activity, type I; ATP binding. NCBI's taxonomy places the organism in Eukaryota, Metazoa, Chordata, Mammalia, Rodentia, Cricetidae.